This is a messenger RNA of Pecten maximus, 6372 nucleotides long. RefSeq names its product serine/threonine-protein kinase PAK mbt-like. Gene Ontology annotation, molecular function: protein serine/threonine kinase activity; ATP binding. Gene Ontology annotation, cellular component: cytoplasm. Bases 103 to 2211 code for a protein of 702 amino acids. The record is from RefSeq and is a predicted model, not a curated record. The transcript has 10 exons. Gene Ontology annotation, biological process: protein phosphorylation; intracellular signal transduction; regulation of MAPK cascade. NCBI's taxonomy places the organism in Eukaryota, Metazoa, Mollusca, Bivalvia, Pectinida, Pectinidae.
UUACCCGGAUGUAAACUUCUCCAAAAUGGCGUUGGUGACAGGAAAGAUUGAAAAGGUGUAAAUUUUGUUUCCUGUGAGGUGUACAGAUCUAUAAACUUAAAAAUGUUCAAGAAGAAAGGAAAGAAGAUAGAAAUCUCUACACCCUCCAACUUUGAACAUCGUGUGCACACUGGAUUUGACAGGGAUCAGGGGAAAUAUGUAGGCCUCCCUCCACAAUGGACUGGCAUUAUCAUACCAGAGGAAAAUGAUAGACGUAAACCCAUUAUAGAUCCCUCCACCAUCACACAGACAGAGAUCCUCCCCCUAAAGACAAUUAUCAGAGGUCAUUCCACACAACAAUUAAAUGGCUUUGCUCCAUCAGACACGAAAAUUUCUGUGGCAAGGUCAAACUCUUUACGGCAGGGCAGCCCACCACCACAAAGGCAGAGGUAUGUCCCUGACAACAUGUAUCCCGCAGUUCCAGAGAAUGAAAUGCCUCCUCAGCGAGGAAUGCAGAAUCCUUAUGGACAGCGCCCAGGUUACAACCAACCACAGUACAGACAGGAUGGGGGCACCCUGAACAGACAAGACCCACAAUAUGACCGUCGUUAUCCACAGGACAAAGAUCCUCGUAGAGAGUACAGAGAUCCUUGGGACAGGGAUCCCAGGGAUGGGAAUCCUCGUGACCCUAGGGACAUGCAUGACCCCAGAAACAUGCGUGACCCUAGGGACUAUCCACCAGAGUAUCGUGGUGGUCCCCCUCCUGGCAACAACUACAGACCAGAUGGAACAUUAGAGCGAGAUAGGAGAUCUGAGGACAGUUAUGAUAGAAGGCAAAAUGAAUCUUUUGAGAGGAGACAUAAUGAUUCUUUUGAUAGUAGGCGAAACAACGAUUCAUUUGAACGCCGACAUAAUGACUCAUUUGAUCGGGAUGGUCAUCGUGACAGACCACCUCAAAACAUGCCACAUCCCAAUGCCAAAUACAAUCAAAUGCCAGCAAAUGGUGGCCAUAGCCCUUCGGCCUAUCCCCAGGAUGACUACAGGCACAAUCAGCUGUCUAACGGAAAUUCUAUGCACCCACAGGGUGGCCCCCAACGACACCAUCCAUCACAACAACAACACCCUGAUAUGCCAUACGGUGCACAGAAAUCCCCAGCAGGGCUGCAGUAUGAACGGUCGUCACCUAUGAAGGGCGGACCACCUACUCCCAACAAACCUUCCAACCUACAGCCUGGUGCACAGCCUCACUACCCAUCAUCACAGCCACCACAAAAAUCUCCAGGAAAAAUACCCCCCUCAAACAAAAACAACCAGCCCCCACCAGGUUCCAUGCCAGAGCAGAGAUUGUCACACGAUCAGUUCCGUGCUGCCCUACAAAUGGUGGUCAGUAGGGGUGACCCCAGAAAUGACCUGGACAACUUCCUCAAAAUUGGGGAGGGAUCAACAGGGAUUGUAUGUAUAGCCACACAACGCACAGAUGGUCAGAAAGUUGCUGUCAAGAAAAUGGACCUGCGCAAACAGCAACGAAGGGAGCUUCUGUUCAACGAGGUUGUUAUCAUGAGAGAUUACCACCAUCCCAACAUAGUGGAUAUGUACAACAGCUUUCUUGUGAAUGAUGAGUUAUGGGUGGUGAUGGAAUUUCUUGAGGGUGGUGCUCUCACUGACAUUGUUACUCAUAACAGAAUGGACGAAGUGCAAAUAGCAACUGUGUGUAGAGCAUGCUUGAAGGCACUGGCUUUCUUACACUCCAACGGGGUCAUCCACAGGGACAUCAAAUCAGAUUCCAUCCUGCUGUCCCAGGAUGGCAAGGUUAAACUAUCUGAUUUUGGAUUCUGUGCACAAGUGACUCAGGAAUUACCUAAACGCAAAUCUUUGGUUGGAACACCUUACUGGAUGGCUCCAGAGGUCAUAUCAAGAUUGCCCUAUGGUCCAGAAGUUGACAUUUGGUCGCUUGGUAUUAUGGUUAUUGAAAUGAUUGAUGGAGAACCUCCGUUCUUCAAUGAGCCACCACUCCAAGCCAUGCGUAGAAUCAGGGACAUGCCUCCGCCUAAACUAAAGAAUGCACAUAGGGUAUCUCCUCGAUUACAAGGAUUCCUAGAAAAGACAUUGGUGCGCGACCCUACCCAAAGGGCAACGGCAUUUGAACUCUUACAGCACCAGUUCCUGCGGAUGGCAGAAAAGCCAAGCUGUUUGGUGCCCCUCAUGAGGAGUUUUAAGCAUAGUCCAUGUUAGCUUCCAUUUGUCAUGACAUGGUAUCUCUACUCAUCAGUGUGUAACUUCAGUAACUUGCUUGUGUACUAUCAUAUGCUGUAAGGAUUUCAAAUUGCUGAUAUUUUGUUUUAGGAAAGCAAGGGAAAAAAUUCAUCGAAAAUUUUACAUAUUUACAGUUAGCAGUUUUUCUCCAAAUUGAGGAGAAUAAAGUGUACUUCACCAAGAGAAUGUAGUAUUUGAUAGCACAACAGAUGAUUAGUCAGUUGUUUAUAUGAAUUGUUAACAUUUAUAUAUCGUGGUUGUUGAAAUAUUUUAUGAUAUAGAAACCUGUAAUAAUUUGGAUAUAAGCAGCAGGCUGUGAAGAGGAUUACAUAUCAGGGAAAUAGUUAACAGUGAAUAUAUCAAUGUUACAGUUUAUACAGCAACUAAAUGUUAAAAUAUCAGCAAGUUUUUGUUGAUCAUAAUAAUAUAAUGAAAAGUGAAAUCAAGAAUGAUUGUAGCUAAGAAAACAGGGAAUUAAAACUAACAAUCAAUAAGUUAAUUAAAGUUUAAAAAAAUUAAAAACAUUGAGCUAGUCGUUUUGUGAAAGCUAGUACAUUGUUUUACAAACUGAAAACUAUUACAUAGUUUUACAAGCUCAAAGUGUUGAUUGUAUUGAGAAACUAUGUAGGUCACCAUCUCAUGAACCUGUAUAUUUGUAUAGAUCACCGGAUAGUGAACUGUGUACUUCAUCAUCUUGUUAACUUGUAAUUCAGAGAUUCAGAGAAAGGCAGCUGGUUUGUAUUACAGUAUUGUUGUUAAUGGGAAGGCUGUCAGGGGCUUUUGAAAACUCAAAUUCCUGUACAUUAUUGCACAAAACAGAUUGUGGUUUGUACAUUUACAAAAAAAGAUAUGGUUGUAUCUGUCAAUGAGACCUAUAUCUGGGCAGAAUAGUUGCUAGUUUUGUGGAUUAAUCAGGGAAGCCUAAAACUGAUAUCCCUAGAUAAAGGUUCUGUUAUUGUUGUUACCAGACCUAGAGUCAAUCUCCAGGCUUGAACAUAUCAUUGAGAAUUUAUACAGAAAUUUAAGACGUGAAAGUGAACUUGUUUAUAAAGUACUGGAUUUAUUACUUUAUAUAUAUAUCUCAUGAAUACUUAACAGUUUAAUAAAAUAAGAAGUCAUUAUUUUAUCCCCAAGAAAGGUACACAGCUUAAGUUAAAUGGUGUUUCAAACCUCAUAUUCCUUACACCAUCCAUCGUGUACAAUUCAAACAGCAUAUCAAUCAUUAUCAUACAUUUGUACUACGCCGGUAUAGAUAGAAAUCAUUGUUUUUUAUGAUGAUGUGCAUUUACACCGUCUAUUUUAUCUUUACACUUGGUUGUUUCUAUGUUAUAUGUCUUUGUGAAUGUUAUACAUCAUAUUGGCUUGUAUACCUAUAUAUAUAUAUAUAUAUUAUUUGUUGCCAUUAUACACACCAAACACAGAAAGUUGUCACUUAUAGGUUGUUUUCUUUUACAGCACAUAUCAUGGCAAAGUGAGUUGUGAUUCAUUGGAAUUCAUUGAGAGUAAAAAGGCUUCCAUUUGUAAACAUAUAGAGUAUUUAAAGAAAAGAAGUAGACUCUAAAUUCAGAAUCAUUUUCACUUCAUAAUUUCAUAUGGAAUAACAAACUAUUUUAAAUCAUUUAUUUAGGGAAUAACAAUCUAUUGUUAUACCAUUUAUUCUGGAUGUGUUGUGUUAUAUCUGUACACAAGAAGCCAGUAAAGGGAAUAUUUUGUCAGUGCUGUAGGAAGUAUUAGUUCCCAAUAGUCAUAUUUUGUACUAAGCUUUCUGUCCUUACCAUACUAAUGUUAAUGUUGUAAAAAUGUAAAUUUGAAAUGUACAUAGGAGUUGAUUAGUGUAUAUAGCUAUUAUUUCAGUCCAUGUGUUUGAUAGAGCACAUGAAACAAUGAAGAGAUAAGUAUAUAAACCUACUUCAUUAACAUUGCAGUAAAUCGGUACGAUUAUUGUGUAAUAUCUUUGUCUUGGUCAGUAAAGGAGAUAUAAACUAAAAAGGACUAGAUCAUCUGAGCCAUACUUUGAUUUUAGGAUGUUGGUGGUCACUGAUUAUUCAUUCUAAAGCUGAGGCUGUAAAUAUGACGUCAUCAACUUCACAUUUCAUGUGUCUUGUAAAUACCAAUCAUGCAUACAAAGUUUUCCUUGUAAAUAUCAUAUUUCAUUUGUGAUAAUGGCAUUACCUGUGUCUGCUUUUGCCUCACAUGGACUGAUUACUAUUUAAGCUAAUUUUAAUACAAGUUUUAGAUUGUCGUCAAUAAAUCUUAGUAAUGCAGCUUCUCUCUGUGAUAAUAAAAACAGAAGCUAAAUGUUAUUGUAAGGGGAAAAAAUAGUCAUCCUCUAAAUCCAAUCUGAUUUCUUUAUCAGAAUAAUAGUUGGCCUAUAUGUCAAUAAUACAUUAAAUGUCACAGUAAACUUUCUAAAUACUUGUAAGAUCAGACAUUAUGAUUAUGGAACUUGAUGCUAAAAUAAAUUUUCCGUUUCAAAUUUAAAGGUUGGGUUGGUGGAAAUGUAAGUGCUAUAUAUGCAGAAUUACUAUAAUCAAGUGUUGAAAUGUUACAAAAAGGAGUUAUUUAUUACUUAAAGGAUUGACAGAGUUAUUACACUGGAAAAAGAUAAUUUGGGAAAAAGAGCAUGCAGUAUUUUUAUACUAUUGAGAUCACAAACUAUAUUUACUUGUGUAGUAAGAACAUGCAGAUAUUUAUCCACAGAAAUUUAUUUUAAAUUGUAAGUUACCAUAUAUUUAAGACGGAUAACAUAUUUAUGAGUAACAUGAUAAAAUAGUUAACAUUCCACAUUUUGUAUUAGAAAUACCAAACAUUUUAGAGUAAAUCAAUUAUUCGGAUAAUGCUUUUAAUUACGAAAUACCUGCAGAAAAAAAUGUGUCAAUAUUUUUUGUAACAGAAAGAUUAACCAAUAUUUGUUAUUCAUUGAAAAACUUGAAUAUUGGAUAGUAUAUUAUUGAAGAUUCAGAUUAUAAUUCAUAUUUAAAUACAUUCCAUUUAAAAGAAGAUUUUAUAAAUUUAUGUGGAGGGUAUUGAGACAUUCUUGUUACUAUUUAUAACCUGUAAGUGUACUUGUUUAGCCUAUUGGAACAAAGUGUUAUAGUCCAGCCAGGCUGGGUAUUUACUUGAGAUACUUUUUACAAUUACUGCUAUUCCAUAAGCCAAAGGGAGAUAAUCAACAUAAUCUUAUCCUUAAUGUGACCUGGUAUAUGUAUUCCAUUCUCUUGACAAUAUGCUAGUUGAUUUUCCAUUUCACCGGUCAAAGCACCAUACAUACAGCACAGGAUUUCUUCUGAUGGUGAAACUGAGCAAUAUUAUAUUGCUUCAUUAAGAAAGUACCAAAUUCCAAAAGUGUUCUGUGUGGAAAGUCAUCCCUAUAUAAGACAGCAAUUUUUUUAUUUUUUUUUGUAGGCAAGAUUAUUUAGUAGUUUUGAUCAAGUUUUUGUCCUGCAUUUUCCAUCCAGCAUAACAUGACUGCAUAUAUUUUUUUAUCAUUAACACAUGUUAUCAAAUAUUCAAAUAUACUAUUGAACAUCUCCAUUUUCAUUUUUUGAGAUCUUCCUUGUAGAAAUGACCAUACUUUUUGUAGAUGACGUGAAUACUAUUUUUUCAAUUUGGUACUUUUCUAUUCAGAGUUGGUUUUGUGAAGUUUGUUUUGAAACAGUUUCUUUCUAAACUACAAAAAAUGUCAUUUAUCUAGUCUUCAGCAUUAUCAAAUUUUAGAGAAAACAAAAUGCUGAUAAAUCAUUUAUACUUGACAGUUGUUUUCAGUUGAAUGAGAGUAAUUACAUAUAUGUACUCACACUAAAAUGACCUGUCAUAUUGAAUGCAGCAAGAAAUAUUCAAACCAGGAAAUUUCAUUUCCAUUUAUUAUUCGAGAAUGCAACCACUGGUAAUGAAUGGCCUAGUGACCACCAUCAACAUUAAAUAUGAAUUUGUGCGUAAUCAGUAUGGUAGUUGAAAGCUCAACAGGACAGGUCAUUUUAAUGUGACUGUGUAUAUCAGAUGUUCCAAUGUUUGUAGUAGUACAGAAUUGUGAUUCUUUACACAUACAAGCUGGCUGUAUUUUCACAUGUUUAUUUUUCAGACGAAAUAAAAAAUGUAAUAUAUUGUAAAUGUUUUUGUAAUAUAAAAAAAUGAACUUGA